CGGUAUCACCGACUCUGCUUCCCUUCCUUGCUUCCCUCCUUUUCCGCUUGCCCGGCGCUUUGGUUUCCGGGCCUGGGUGAGACGAUGGCGGCCGGAGGAGCAGACGCGCGGGCUGCGGAUGUGGAGGAGGAUGCCUCGCAGCUCGUCUUUCCCAAGGAAUUUGAAAGUGCAGAAACCCUUCUGAAUUCAGAAGUUCACAUGCUUCUUGAACAUCGGAAGCAGCAGAAUGAGAGUGCAGAAGAUGAACAGGAGCUCUCAGAAGUCUUCAUGAAAACACUGAACUAUACAGCUCGUUUCAGCCGCUUCAAAAACCGGGAGACUAUUGCCAGUGUCCGCAGUUUGUUGCUCCAAAAGAAGCUCCAUAAAUUUGAACUGGCAUGUUUGGCUAAUUUAUGUCCUGAGACAGCUGAGGAAGCCAAAGCUUUAAUUCCCAGUUUAGAGGGCCGGUUUGAAGAUGAAGAGCUCCAGCAGAUCCUUGAUGACAUACAGACCAAACGAAGCUUUCAGUAUUAGAAAGAGCUUCAAGACCCUUCUACAAUCUGCACUGAAAAAAUCAUUUGUUGCUCUUGGACCAAAUCCAACUUUUUUUUUUUUUUUUUAAACCAGCAGAGAGAAUUCUAUGCGGGAUAAUACUUUGUGACCCACAUAGGAGGUGUUCAAAAAGGUGGUCACUGGAUGGUGAAUAUUUACUGUGUUGGAAAGACUCAUACAGUAAGAGCUGUAGAACUCUGGAACGUUUGGUCUAAUUAGUUUUUUAAUACUUGUUUCCAAACUUUCUGCCUUCAUCCUGGGAAUAUACAGAAUGUUUCUGAGGCUAGAUAUAGACUACAUGAAGGCACAGAUCUCUUUUUGAACAUAUGUUGCUUAAGAUAAAUAGAAAUUUUGUGUUUCUAUUACUUCUUGAAAAUUAUACUAGUAAAAUCAGGACUGAUAAAAUUGAGUGGCUUCUUGAUGUGUUUAAUCCAGAUGCAGAGUUCUUCCUUUCAAGAAUAUUUUAUACCAUUCAUUUGUGUGAAUUAAAGUACAGUAUUUUUUUAGUUGGGAGCCUGUGGUUUGUGAAUGUUCUCCACUCAUUUUUGUUGACAUGAAAGAAAAAUACUUUAUAGGGCUGGAGAGAAAAGACACUGGGAACAGACUAAAGAAGCGUAUCAGAUUAUUAAAUUGCAUACAAUAUUUUUGCUAUGUUGGUGUAUUUAUGUAAUAAAUUAACCUACUGUGUGUUUAAUCAUAUACACAGAUUGCUAUUAAUGACAUUUAUCUACAAGCAUAUGUAUGUUUUUGAGACAGAGAAGAAAAUAACACUUUUGUGCUUUUUGGAACUGUGCUUGGAAACAUACCAUCUAAUGUUUCAAGAUCAAGCUGGGUGCUUGAAUUAAUAUAAGUGGCACUUAUUUCUUUGGCAAUAGUUGUUUUAGUUGAAGUGAAAGGAGCAUGGUUAAGGUUCCUGCUGGUGGAACUGUGGAACUAUAAAGAUAGAAACAUAGUGUGACACAUGCCCUACAAUGAGACGGAAGACCACUACUGCUAUACCACUUACCCUGUAUGUGUUUGACAUCAGACAACUGUUACAAUGGAUGGGGUGUUCUCCAUCAAAUCUAUUAAAUUUUUUGAUGAGGAAGUAAUCUCUUGUCUCUUUCCUUAAGAAAGCCAUAAGAUGACUUUUCUUAUUAAACUAAUAUCAUUCCCUCAGGCUUCUGCAAACAAGCAAAAUAGAGAGGAAUGGCAACUGAGCAGACAACUGAAUUGCAAAAUAUAACCCCAGGACUGCAAAGUCUGAGCAUGAGCAGCCUGAGUGGAUCUGACUCAUCCUGGUUAAUUUAUCAUUCUACUAAAUAUUUCUAGUAGUCUUUACUCAGGUUUACUAGUGGAAUGAUAGUUUAGAAAAGCUUACACCUGGAAUCAUUUAUUGGAUCAAUCAAGUAACUAGUUACUAUUAGUGGUGUUGUUUUUUAAUCUUUGUGUGACUUGCAACUUGUCAAAAGUUGGUCCAGUAAAGACUAUCUCCGCUCUCUGUGAAACAUACCUUGAGGCUAUUGUCUUGUUAGAUGCUGUUUCAAAUGACUAGUCUAAUUCUAACAGUAUGUUGUGUCGUCGAGUCAAUGUCGACUCCUGGCGACCACAGAGCCAAGUUGUUGUCUUUGGUGGAAUACAGCAGGGGUUUACCAUUGCCAUUUCCCGUGCAGUAUGAGAUGAUGCUUUUCAGCAUCUUCCUAUAUCGCUGCUGCCCGAUAUAGGUGUUUCCCAUAGUCUGGGAAACAUAGUCUGGGGAACAUACCAGCGGGGAUUCACCUAACCAUAAUUUGUUCUGUAAUAAGUUCAAUAAGGCUUUUGUCUGAUGUGUUUGAGAUCUUGGUUCUAGCCCUCAAAAACUGUUCAUUCUAAUGUCUUCUGUUGCACAGUGACUUGUAAAUAUUAAACUCUAAAUCUCUUGGGCUGCA
Hemicordylus capensis (graceful crag lizard) is the source of this 2438-nucleotide messenger RNA. RefSeq names its product RNA polymerase II subunit D (gene POLR2D). The record is from RefSeq and is a predicted model, not a curated record. The coding region runs from base 85 to 513 and encodes 142 amino acids. Gene Ontology annotation, biological process: transcription initiation at RNA polymerase II promoter; nuclear-transcribed mRNA catabolic process, deadenylation-dependent decay; positive regulation of translational initiation. Lineage: Eukaryota; Metazoa; Chordata; Lepidosauria; Squamata; Cordylidae. Gene Ontology annotation, cellular component: RNA polymerase II, core complex; P-body. The transcript is spliced from 4 exons. Gene Ontology annotation, molecular function: nucleotide binding; translation initiation factor binding.